UUCCCCACAGUUCUUUUUUUUUUUUUUUUUCCCCUGACAUGGAGUUAGCUAAAUUGUCAGACAUGACCAAGCUCCACCAAGCUGUGGCCAUAGGAGACUGCAACACAGUGAAAAAGAUUUUGAAGAAAGGUCUUUGUGACCCAAACUAUAAGGAUGUGGACUGGAAUGAUCGGACUCCACUUCACUGGGCUGCAAUUAAAGGUCAUGUGGAAGUGAUGCUGCUGCUGAUAGAAUAUGGAGCCAGGCCCUGCCUGGUAACAGAUGUGGGCUGGACCCCAGUUCAUUUUGCAGCUGAGUCAGGCCAUCUGAAUGUACUUAAAACUCUCCAUGCACUGCAUGCUGCUGUGGAUGCCCCUGACUUUUUUGGAGACACACCAAAGAGGAUUGCACAGAUCUAUGGGCAGAAAGCCUGUGUGGCAUUCCUAGAAAAGGCAGAACUUGAGUGCAGUAACCAUCGCCUCAUUGCCACACAGAAAGGGUUGCCACUGGAUCAACAUGAUGAAGAGUGGGGUGACAAGAAAAGGGAGCUGGAAUUGUCUCUUCCUUCCACAAGUAAAAAUACUAACAAGAAAAAGAACAAGAAAGGCCCAUGUUCCACCAGAGCCAACAUCACCAAAUGGAGGAGAAAAUAAAAUGGGCUAAAACCUAGAUACUGGAACCUAUAUUUUCUGGCGGGAAUUUUCUCCCUAGCACUAGCAUAGAGGUUUCCAGGGUAUGUUGUUUUGAUAUGAUUUUCCCAGUCAGUGUCUACUGGUAUCUCAUGACCUAUCAUUAAGUUUGCAAGUCUUGCCUGGAUGAUUUUCAGACAAGGGUAUUGACUACUUGAUAAUACUUGCUGUUCCUAAAAUUAACCAAAUUAGAUGGCGAAUAUAAGCUGUCUACAUCUUAUCAUCAGUGAUGUGCAUUGUCAACAUUUCCUAAUCCUCUCUAAACAGUUAUGUAUGCAACAAAGAGUUGAACAAAUGUAAUUCCUGGCUUCUAGCUCGUUUUUUUCUUGGUAGAGACUCACAAACUCCAUGGGGUCAUUUGUACCAGUGAUCUUGUCUAUACAAAAGAAACAGUCUAAGUCACAGCCCUGCUGGUAAUGAGUAGCCAAGAAACCCUGACUGAAUGUAUUUCAUCCCACAUAACUAAUGAGAGAUCACAUGAAGAAAUGGAACUUGCCUUAGUUCCAAAUUCAGGACAGGUAUUGCCAAUGAAACUAUCUCGUCUAAAUUUGAGAUGUGAAGUGAAUUUAAAAUGUAUAUUAGAUUUUGAAGACUUAAUACAAAAGUAUAUAAUAGUUCAUCAGUAAUAUAAUGAUUACAUCUUGAAAUAUGUAUAUUUUGGAUUGUAGGCUAAAUAAAUUCUAUUACCAUGAA
Molecule: messenger RNA, 1361 nt
Organism: Erinaceus europaeus (western European hedgehog)
Lineage: Eukaryota; Metazoa; Chordata; Mammalia; Eulipotyphla; Erinaceidae
Gene: ANKRD66
Product: ankyrin repeat domain 66
Exons: 3
Coding region: 39-632 (197 amino acids)
Molecular function (GO): protein binding
Source: RefSeq, a predicted model, not a curated record